Messenger RNA from Closterium sp. NIES-65, 1299 nucleotides. The record is from the annotation of a GenBank genome assembly. Lineage: Eukaryota; Viridiplantae; Streptophyta; Zygnematophyceae; Desmidiales; Closteriaceae.
AUGAAUGCAUCAAAAAGGGGCAUAGAUAGACCUCUUGAAGUGGAGGGUGAUGACCUGGUGGUCGCCUUGCGCGCAUCACCAGAGGGGUCACGAGACCCUUCCGAGGAGGUGACCGUGUCGCGCGCCGUGUUUGAUAGUCUUAAGCGGGCGCAAGAUGACAACGCUAAGACCGUGGCUCGUCUGGAAGAAAUGUUGCUGAAAACCUUGGCACAGAGUCAUGGUGGGUCACGUCGCCGGAAAGCGGAGAAGCAGAGAGAUCCCGGACUCGGGUGUGCCAACCCGAAACGUCGCCGUGUGGAGGCGCCCAGUGACGCUUCUGAAGGCGACGAGGACGACGAGAGUGAUGAUUCGCGCCGGCGCCAUAUGAGGUCGUCGAGGUCGCCUGUGCUGCAGAGCGCGCUUGAUCUGCUCCCUGCAGACAAGGCGUGGAAGGUGAAGCGUGCGAGGGUCUACCUGUUUAUGACGAAGCCGUACGCAACGAUGACGUUUUACCCGAGUAGCGACGACAAAACCGACGGGGUUUGUGCGGUUUUGGACCGUCUGCCCUACAGUUACGCGUGCCUGGCCUUGGCUGCUGACAAGUCACGUCGAGCUGAUUUGAACAAGACGCUGAGCGAGUGGAAGACCCGUGCUGCAGCGCGAGUUAGAGAUAUCGCGCUUCCAAAGCUCGGGUUGUUCCGUGACGAGAGAGAUGCUUCGAGCCCAUGGGCACCGGAGAAGGAGCGCAGCGCAGAGAAGAUCCGGGAACGCAUAGGGCUGGCCGGUGAGGGAGAAGAAACUCUUGCCCUGUCAAACUGGAGCAACGACCGCCAAGGCAUGCCAUUUGCAUCCGCUGCUUUUGUCGCGUGCGCCAAGGCUGCAUUCAAGCCGAAGAAGCCAGGAGUUCCUCUCACGCUGAAUGUGUACCACUUCGCCUGGCUCGAGCACGUGGUGAGUGUGAAGGCUUGGAUAGUGUGGCCGUUUUUAUCGCUGUUCGGGCUGGCUAAAUUGGUUAGAUGGUUGAUGCAGGUCACGGAUGCUGUCAUGUAUUGGGAGGAGCGCAAAGGCCGCCUUUCCAACUCUGCGGGUGGAAACGGCCACGUAGUCAAUGGGCUCAAGGUGCUCGCCAAAGGAGCUGUUGAGAGGGCUAUCGGGGUGUUCAAUCCCGAAUGGGAUGCUGAGCGUCAGGCAUGGAUUUGGGGCCACCACGGUAUGCUUAUUUCGGUUAGUGGGCUCGAAGGGAUGAGGCCUGCAGGCGGAUGCCAAGCCGACGAUCUCGGCUGUGACGAAGAGUUGUCCGCGUCCUUUGGUGAUGAGUAG